Messenger RNA from Amoebophrya sp. A25, 2509 nucleotides. NCBI's taxonomy places the organism in Eukaryota, Dinophyceae, Syndiniales, Amoebophryaceae. The record is from the annotation of a GenBank genome assembly.
GUAACAAGAAAAUGUGCGUCGUGUUCUUCUUCUAAAGACCAUGAUUUCCGAUUUGUCAACAAAUUGGGGGUCUGCACUAAGAAGAACCUAACACUAGCCUGCGCAGUUUUCAUGCGAACUACAUAUGGCCCUGUCGCUUGCGACGUCUAAAGGCACUUGUUGCAAAACACGCGAGCGUAUGUAUGUAGUGGAAGUACUGGCAACGACUGCACACACGACAGAUAAGAUGAAAAAUAUUGACGUAGAAGGACAGCAUAAGGACCACAAAACGUAGAACAACCAGAACACGCGCAACAAAAGGUUGGGCGGCGAAUUGACAAAUCAUCAAAGUCACCUUCAACAUAGAAACGGUUUUCCUUCUUGGUAGAAAACGAUGUGUAUGAUACGGUUUGGAUAUUUGUUCAUUCGUGCUGGUUCGUGCGUUCUUGUCGAGCAUGCAGCAGCAUUUGUUUAACUGAUUUACAGAUAAUUGGCAUGCUGGGAUGUGGAUGUUACAAGCAGUACCUUUUCAAACCGCAUAAUUUCAACUAGCUUUUCGUUUACCAGGGUCUUCUACUCCAUCGCCCACACGUCAAAUUGUCAUAUACUUACGCAAUCCACACAGUCUAUUAGAGACUGUUGUUCAAGAUCAUCAAGAUGACACACAGUGGGAAUGAUCGAUUUUUUGCCGCCCUUCUCCGCAACGACGUUCACCCACUGACCGCGAAGCAUCCUAAGGCGUGCAUUAGCUACAGCGCUCUCGACUCCGCAAGAGUGCACUCGCUGGCCGGAUCGAAGAAGGUAGUACUUAGUACUGUCUUUUUCCUUUCUUGUGAUGAUGAGCAGGAUUCAGAAGUCGCUGUCUUCUCUGCUUCUUUUGGUUAUCGUCGUAGUAGAUCUCAGUUUGAGUCGUGUUGGAGGACAGGUGGUAACAUUGAAAUGAACGUCAAAUAAUUAAAAGCCCGACUUCUAUUAAGCAACAUUCCUACAUUAUCAGGGAAGCGAUGCUCCGCAGGCAUCCUAUUCAAAGGCCUCUCUGGCUUCCGCGAGAAGCCACGUUUCUCUGCUCUCAACGGCUUCUACGCGACGACGACCGCGCUUUGUACCAGGUACUGACUCUGACCUCUUAAAAACCUUAACCUAGUAGUACUAUGACUCUGACCUCUUAAAAACCUUAACCUAGUAGUACUAUGACUCUGACCUCUUAAAAAGAAAAACCUUAACCUAGUAGUCCUCCAAUCUACUUACCUUUUCAACUACAGUAAAAGUUCAGGUGUCCAAGCUGCCGAUGCGUUGAAGAAGCAGUCUGCUCAAGCCGAUGCGGAGGUAAACCAGACAAGUCGACAAGCUGCCUUAGACCACAUACGUCGACUUAAGGAGGAAUUGAGAAGAGCGAAAGAAAAUUAUGGCACUGAUCGGCGUACUCUUUGUCUUCACAGUCAGGAUUCACUACACUCAGGAGUCGUACAACGGCAUCAUGCGACCCAUAUUUGCUAGAACUAUAUGGUUGUCAGGAUGAACAGAAGCGCCAGCUGCUGCAGCUGCACGCUUGGCAACUGCGUACUACCUGAUGGCCACGAUCUAUUCAGUGUGUAUGAUUCACGACUGCAAUGCUUGGAAAAUCGUUAAGUACUCAAAAUACGACUAUCAGCAGGUCUUCACGCACUCCUUUGACAACUUGUGAGUUUCAUGCGCAUCAUCAGGAACUCCCCUCCUGCUCCUUCUAAUACCCAGAACUCGCUGAAUUCAAGGCAAGGUACGAAUUAGAGAGAAAAUGGUCGCAGAAAGUAGCCGACCAUCGAAGAAAGAAGGAUGGGGAUGUGGUGAAUUUUAGGCGCACAAUGGCAAAGGAAGACCAAAACAUGCGCAGAGAGACGGAUAUUAUUCUACGUAAAUUUGUACUUCUUUGCUUGUGGUUCAAUGCUUGUCAAACGCCGUCUGGUCCAAUUAUCAUCAUUAUUUGCUUGUGGUUGUGGUUGUUGUGCUUCAAUGUUCAUCACGAAAGAGAGUCGUAGGUGUCUUCAUAUUAUGCUAUAGUGUAUGAGUAUGAUCCUUACUUGGUUGGAGUCUCUCUCUCUACCAUAACCAUUGGAAACUUUCUCUCUCUCUCUCCGUCAUUGGAAACUCCCUCUCCGUCAUUGGAAACUCUCUCUACAACUACCCAAAUUUUCAGGCCAACUCGCAUAUGAGGAGUCCCUUGCAGAGGUUCAGGGAGAUUUGUUUGAUGAUGGAACGCCAGCCGAUGUUGAGGGCGUGUAGAGGAUCGGGAAGAUGAUAUCUCGUAGCUGUAGUGCCAGCUGCUCUAUCAGUAGAACUCCUAUCUAUGACUUUGUCUAUUUGAGAAUAUAACUCGCACUUAUAAUCUACCAUAAGGUCGUAGUCGUUGAUCAUUACAUUUGAUUUUUGAUUUUUUCAUCUACCAGUUGUAUCAUCUGCGAGAUCUUUAAUAUUCAUGUUUAUCUUCCUUAUGUCAUCAACAGUGAUUGGAAGUAGAGGCAUUAUGCAGCGACACGAGAAAGGACAAGUGUCG